Sphaeramia orbicularis (orbiculate cardinalfish) is the source of this 3013-nucleotide messenger RNA. Its product is annotated as LIM/homeobox protein Lhx8-like. The transcript is spliced from 8 exons. Gene Ontology annotation, biological process: forebrain neuron development; regulation of transcription by RNA polymerase II; neuron differentiation. The coding region runs from base 183 to 1184 and encodes 333 amino acids. Gene Ontology annotation, molecular function: DNA-binding transcription factor activity, RNA polymerase II-specific; RNA polymerase II transcription regulatory region sequence-specific DNA binding. NCBI's taxonomy places the organism in Eukaryota, Metazoa, Chordata, Actinopteri, Kurtiformes, Apogonidae. The record is from RefSeq and is a predicted model, not a curated record. Gene Ontology annotation, cellular component: nucleus.
CAUGGGGAGGCGCGGCCACAGAGGACAGGAGAACCUGAGCUGUGAUCCGCCCUCCAGUCUGAGCUCAGGGCGCACCGGCACACGCAGGAGGACCGCAGAAGACACAAAAAUACGAGCUGCGGCGCGUUUCUUGAACGCAACUUUAAAAACCUUGAAGCUGCUGUCAACUGCAGGACAGAGAAAUGCGCUGGAGGAGUGAAGUAAAAGUUGAAUGUUGCAUUGUUAGCGAGGGUGAAAACGAGUGUCUUUUGUCCAACGAUGAGGGCGCACCGGUGGAAGUUUUGGAUGAGGACGCGUCGUCUUUGCAGGCGAUGGCAUCCGCACCUCUGUUAGGCAGAACCGUGUGCGCGAGCUGCAACGAGGAAAUAGUGGAUAAAUAUUUGUUGAAGGUUAACGACCUGUGCUGGCAUGUGCGCUGUCUCUCCUGCAGCGUGUGUCAGACUUCACUUGGCAGCCACACCAGCUGUUACAUCAAAGAAAAAGAGGUUUUCUGUAAACUGGAUUACUUCAGAAGAUACGGGACAUGGUGCGCAUGUUGUGGUCGCAACAUCCACUCCACAGACUGGGUCCGGCGGGCUAAGGGCAACGUGUAUCACCUGGCCUGCUUUGCCUGCUUCUCGUGCAAGAGGCAGCUGUCGACGGGUGAGGAGUUUGCACUGGUGGAGGAGAAGGUGCUCUGUCGAGUCCACUAUGACUGCAUGUUGGACAACCUGAAGCGGGCCAUGGAGAAAGGGAACAGUGUUAACAUGGAGGGGGCUGUGCCGACUGAGCAGGAGAUUAACCAACCUAAACCCUCCAAAAGAGCACGGACAAGCUUCACUGCCGACCAGCUGCAGGUGAUGCAGGCUCAGUUUGCCCAGGACAACAACCCAGAUGCCCAGACGCUGCAGAAGCUGGCGGAGCAGACGGGCCUCAGCCGACGAGUCAUCCAGGUCUGGUUCCAGAACUGCAGAGCACGCCAUAAAAAGCACGUGAGCCCCAACCACACCUCCAACACCCCCAUGACCUCACUGCAGCCGAGCCGCCUGUCCCAGCCCACCCCCACCCCCGAGGAGCUGCAGUACACGGCCUACGGAGGCCCCGAGGGGUCCAUGCUGUCUGCACUGCACUCCUUUAUAGACAACCAGCCUGUGGUUUCUAUAUUCAUGAGUCCAACUACUGGUAAAUCCUACCCAUGCACCUAAAUACUGUAUGUAUAGUAAAACUAAAAUGAACACUAUCAUUGUCUUCAAGUACAGAGGAAUAUCCCAGGUCAUACCAGGAGUCUGUUAAACAUUUAUCCACACACAUACACUUUAACACUAGAAUACAACACAUUUUCAUGAAUAAUUGUAGAAUAUUGUAACAUACAUGAAACACAUCUCACAUGAAGGAACUGUUAAUACAACAUGAUACAAUACAACAUCGGAAUUGUUGAAAAAUUGUCCAAAAAACAGCUCUGCAUCAUUAUCAUCGUGAUGAAAAAGUAGAGGAGCCAUUAGAGAAGCCAAGAUCUGGAUUGUCUCUAAGUCAUUGUCCAUGUUGAACUAACAGCUGGUGGCCAAGGGUGACUUCUUGUUUUCUUCUGAAGACAAAUCAAAUGGGAUGUAGUGACUCAAGAGACCCAAUCAGGCAGCAAAUGUGGGCGUCUGCAUCAUCUUUUAUGCAAACCAAGUUUCCAAACUAAAACAAUCAGCUGUGUAUUCAGCGGUGACUGUGGACGUCAGUUUUCACAUCAUACAGUAACAAAUGAAAACAAAUGAAUACAGGGGUUCUUACUGGUGGUUCUUCUAGGUUCAACUGGACUAGUUAUAGUUUUUGAGAAUGCUUCAUAUCUCAUCCAAGAGACUUCUUUAGUUGUAGUUGCUGGUGGAGGAAAGGGAAUUAUAAACCUUUAUUUUAACCUUUAGUGUUUAGUCCACGCUCUUGGAUGAGAGAUGAAACGUUUGCAAAAGAACAAAACUAGUCUAGUUGAACCUACAAGAACCACCAGGAACGAUGACCUGGGCAAAGGAGAAGCUACACAGACAAAUAUAGAGGUUCAUUUUACCCCUGGGGAAAAUUUUCUCAAGGUAUGAAUGUAUAUAUUGUUCACUUGAAUGUAUGUAUCUAUUUAAUAACAGAACCCAAUUUUACCUUUUAAAGAUAAUAUCAGACAUAAUUUAUUGAUCCCCAAAGGGGGAAAUUCAAAUGUACAGCAGCACAAGACAAUAAACAUCAAAUACAAGAGAAAAAUAAAGAGAAAAAUAAAAAAAAUAGAAAACAAAUUUGUUAAAGUGUCAGAAUGACAUAAAUAGUAAUAAUAAUAGUAAAUAAAGUAAUGAAAUAAAGUCUAAAUGUGUGGUGAUCCUUCAGUAUUUAACCUGUUGCUGGUUCUGUUGUUGACUGAUUUAACAUGCGAAUGUUAUUUCAUUUGAUGAAUAAAGUCUUUAGUAUAUUCAUGUAAAAUAUUGUGGUUUGAGUAUGAUCGACUUCAGUGACGCCGGUUCUCUUUGUGUCCACAGUCCACUCCCCUCCGUCCAUGUUUCAACCGAUGCUGCCGGCCCAUGCCAUGACCUCCCUGCCUGUGUCGCACGCCUGAACACGCACACGCAGUAGCCUCAGUCCCACAUUAGCGUCCCCAGUAAUCAGAUCUCCAUGGUGAAUAUAAUUUCAUUCUCCGUGAACCAUUCGACCGUUUCUUUUCUUGCUCUGCCAGUAUUUUUGAAACACGUUUUUUCUCACUGUUACAGCACAAUGUUGAAUGACUAUAAUUUGCAGUCUUUCUGUACUGUAUAAUGUGCAAAUGGAUCGGUUUAAGUCAAUGUACCUCAUAGGAUUGUGACAUAUGACAUUUGAGAGUUCUAUCUGUCUGUGUAGUCUGUGACACUAUUUGACGGCGCUACUUUAUACGUGAAAAGCUGCAAGACCCAAAACUUCAACCCAUGAUGAAGAUGAACUUGAAAUUGUUUGUAAAACAGUGUUUGCAUAUUGCAAUUUAAUUUAUUUAUUGUAUGUGAAGUGUGUUUGGAAAAUAAAUGUCUAAUUUCACAAC